AUGACGUGGAGUGUUGCCUGGUUUAUAAUGUUUUACCAUCAUCCGUCUGACGACCCGGGCGUCCGGCCAUCCGAGCUCGAACUCUUGACCACCAGCGUCCACCCUAAGGCAAAACUUCCGGUGCCGUGGGCGGAAAUCGUCACUUCGUUGCCCGUGUGGUCGGUGAUGUUGGCCAAUUUCGGUUCGACUGUGUUCUACGUGGUCCUCAUUAUGUACAUGCCAGUGUAUCUUAAGUACACAAUGAAAGUGGAUAUCGCAGACAAUGGUUUCUUGUCCAUGUUGCCGCCGCUCGGCCAAAUAGCCGUCAUGUUUACUGCCGGGAGGUGUGCGUCGUUAGCCCAGGCCAAAGAUUGGAUGAACGUCUCAGCCAUCAGAAAAGUUUUUAGUUGUAUAGGUAUGGCGGUGCCAGCAAUCCUACUUACAGUUGCGACGACUAUACCGAAUAGUUACAUCUUCUACAGUUUUAUAGUAGUAUCGUACAGCCUGUCUGGUUCGGUGUUCUCCGGUUUUCGGGUCAGUCAGAUAGAAAUGGCUCCAAAUUUCGUGGCGGCAAUCACAGCACUUUGCGAUAUUUUCGGCAGCCUAGCAAUGAACCUUACUCACAUAACAUUCCUUGUGAUCAUCGGGGAUUCAUCCGAUCAGAUGGCAUGGGACGAAAUAUGUUGGUGUUUGAGCGUAAUACUCAUUGUGAGUCUUGUCCCGUUCGUCUUGUUCGGGAAUAGCAAAAUACAAUCGUGGAAUACCCCCAAAAAGCCAGAAAUAAACUAA
Macrosiphum euphorbiae (potato aphid) is the source of this 768-nucleotide messenger RNA. Lineage: Eukaryota; Metazoa; Arthropoda; Insecta; Hemiptera; Aphididae. The record is from the annotation of a GenBank genome assembly.